Acaulospora colombiana is the source of this 321-nucleotide messenger RNA. The record is from the annotation of a GenBank genome assembly. Lineage: Eukaryota; Fungi; Glomeromycota; Glomeromycetes; Diversisporales; Acaulosporaceae.
CUCGACUCUAUACGAAAAAAGCCUGUCAUUGCCGGACUAUCCAAGGGAACAAACAAGCCAUUCAUCGCGUCGACAGACGUGAUCGGCUGCAUCAACUUUGCCAAGGAUUUCGUCGUUUCAGGAACGGCGACUGACAAGUUGUUUGGUAUGGCGGAGAGCCUGUGGGAACCCGAUCUGGAGCCUGAAGAUCUGUUUGAGACCAUUUCGCAGACGUUGAUGAACGCGGUAGACCGAGACGCCUUUUCAGGUUGGGGAGCUAUCGUCCAUGUCAUCACUCCGGAGAAGGUGAUCACACGACGGCUAAAGGCAAGGAUGGAUUAG